AUACCGAUGGGAUAAAUCCAGAUUCUUGUACAAAUGUACGUAUCGAGGACUGUUACAUUGUCUCUGGAGACGAUUGCAUCGCGGUAAAAAGCGGUUGGGACGAAUAUGGCAUUGCAUUUGGAAUGCCAACUCAACAUUUAAUAAUAAGAAGACUGACUUGUAUUUCUCCUGAUAGUGCUGUAAUUGCAUUAGGAAGUGAAAUGUCUGGAGGAAUUCAAGACGUUAGGGCUGAAGACAUCCUAGCUAUCAAUUCUGAAUCAGGAAUUCGUAUUAAAACUGCGGUUGGUCGUGGUGGGUUUGUUAAGGACAUAUUUGUUAGAAGAAUGACUAUGAAAACUAUGAAGUGGGCAUUUUGGAUGACAGGGAAUUAUGGGUCUCAUGCGGAUGAUAAAUAUGACAAAAAUGCUCUUCCUGUGAUCAAUGGGAUCAAUUACAGUGACAUGGUAGCUGAUAAUGUGACUAUGGCAGCACGAUUGGAAGGAAUAGAUGGAGAUCCUUUCACAGGUAUAUGUAUUUCGAAUGUUACCAUUAGUAUGGCUGCAAAAGCAAAGAAAGUUCCCUGGACUUGCACUGAUGUUGAGGGGUUAACGAGCAGUGUUAGUCCUACAGCGUGCAAUUUGUUACCUGAACAAGUUACAAAUUGUCCCUUUCCUACCGACGUCUUGCCAAUUGAUACAAUUGAAAUUAAGACGUGUUCUUGCAGAACUAAUUACUUUAUUUGAGGUUGAUGAUGUAUGUUUUGAUGUUCUUCAGUAUAAAUUUGUGAUGGCAUCAAUUCCGACCUUGAGUA
Molecule: messenger RNA, 790 nt
Organism: Papaver somniferum (opium poppy)
Lineage: Eukaryota; Viridiplantae; Streptophyta; Magnoliopsida; Ranunculales; Papaveraceae
Product: probable polygalacturonase
Exons: 3
Coding region: 123-722 (199 amino acids)
Biological process (GO): carbohydrate metabolic process
Molecular function (GO): polygalacturonase activity
Source: RefSeq, a predicted model, not a curated record